ACUUUCCUAAUUUUUCAUUUAUUAUCAUUUUUUAAGUUAUUUCCUGCGGAGGAGAGUCGAAAAUAAAUAUUUGACUGUCUGAGUGGACAAAACAUUUUUCUGAUAGAACAGGCAUUGAAAUUUGAAUGUGAGAUUUCCUAUACUGUAGACGUCAAUUUCGCAUCCUUAAAAAGCAGCGUUGGAUGUUGAGUUCUCUGUUUUUUCUCCCCUUCCCGCUUUAUUCGUUUGGGAAGAGGGAUUGAAGCCGAUGGAAGAUGUGAAGCUCAGGGAGAAUGCUUAUAAGAUGGUGGAUUUCAUCGCUGAUUACUGUAAGAACAUCGAGAGCUUCCCUGUUCUCAGUCAAGCUCUGGUCACUUGCUACCUUUUUAUUUGGAAGCAAGAAAUUGAUGGGAAGUGCCUUGCUUCAUCAUUCACAAGGGGGCUCUUCUGUUGUAGGGAAAACAAAAAGAUUAAAAAAUCUUGUGAGAGGAAAUCAUUUCCAGGUCCUCUUUGGAAAGUACAUUCUACGUUGUGGCGUGGGAGUUCUAUUAACAGACGAGAACCAUGUAAAAGCAGCUAUGAAAGUGUUGCAAGAUGAGACCAUCAGCUUGUCAGGGAGGUUCUACAGUUUUGAUAUGCCGGUGAGUCUGUGGACAAAAUGACAGAUUGAGAUUUGUUCACAGAGAAAGCAAAGACUUGUUAACUAACUCAAAACUUGCUCAGUAGAAGGAGGUCAGAAGACUUGGGAAGCUUGGUUUGCUGGUUGCAAAUGCCGCAUCCAUGGUGGCAUGGUUGUCAUCCAAGUUCCACAGUCCUCCGCACUGAAAGUCAUCAUUCAAGGUCUCUGGGGCAGAGACAUCACUAUUGAACAUGAAAGAGAGUAGACAUUGUUCCUCAGAAGGGUUGGAAUACAUGGAAACCAUCUCCUGCCUCACUUGGUCCCUAUGCUCACUCUCAUCAAGUAGAGACAUGAUCUUUUUCAUAUCAAAUUGGUUUUGUUGCUGUUGUUGCUGCUGGUGUUGUUGUAGCUGCUGCUUUUGCAGCUGAAGCUGUUGUCGUCUGAAGAGUCGAGUUUUUGACUUCUCAGAGUGUUCUGAUGCAGAUUUUCCUUUCUUCUUGAAAUGGGUCCUCCAGUAGUUCUUGAUCUCAUUGUCUGUUCUCCCAGGUAAGCUCCGUGCAAUUGUUGACCACCUGAGAACAACAUAUUCUUCUUCAGCUAUAUGGUUUAUUUAUUUUGUUGUUCAAUUAAGUGUAGAUACUAAAGUAUGAGAAACAAUCCAUAAUGGACCAGUUUCUUACUUUAAAAACUUGGAAUAAGAAACAAUUGCCUUACCUGUUUCCCCA
Messenger RNA from Macadamia integrifolia, 1323 nucleotides. RefSeq lists its product as uncharacterized. NCBI's taxonomy places the organism in Eukaryota, Viridiplantae, Streptophyta, Magnoliopsida, Proteales, Proteaceae. The transcript is spliced from 5 exons. The record is from RefSeq and is a predicted model, not a curated record. Bases 273 to 641 code for a protein of 122 amino acids.